Molecule: messenger RNA, 2472 nt
Organism: Rubroshorea leprosula
Lineage: Eukaryota; Viridiplantae; Streptophyta; Magnoliopsida; Malvales; Dipterocarpaceae
Source: the annotation of a GenBank genome assembly
AAAACCAGAGAACCCAGAGGACGAGGAGGCAGAUCCAGAUCAAAGUCCAAAAGUGGAGUGAAAUGCUAUCAUUGUGGCUAGUUAGGCCACAUGAAAAGGAAUUGCUACUUGUUGAAAGGAAAAGACAAGAAAAAGGUUGAAGAUAGCAAUACAACCGCUGUAGCAUCUACCAGUGGCGGUGACGUGACUUUACUAUGUGAUCGUGGGGAGUGCUGCCAUUUAGAAAACUCGGAUGCUGAGUGGAUAAUUGAUUCUGAUGCCUCUUAUCAUUGUGUUCCCAAAAGGGAAUAUUUUUCAACAUACAAAGCAGGAGACUUUGGCACCAUAAAAAUGGGGAACAAGAGUGUUUCUCAUAUUAUGGGAGUUGGUCAACUGAACACAGUUGAAGAUGAGGCUUCUCCAAAUUUAUGGCAUAAUAGAUUAGCUCACAUGAGUGAGAAAGGAUUGCAACUUUUGGCUAAGCAGUCCCUUAUUCCCAUGGCCAAAGGUGAAUAUGUGAAUCCUUGUGAUGUUUGCCUAUUUGGAAAGCAACACCGAGUUUCUUUUCAGAAGAAUUUGACUCGGAAGGAGAACAAGCUAGACUUGGUCUACUCUGACGUUUGUGGUCCCCUGGAGACAGUUCUUGGCACACCACAACACAACGGUGUUGCAGAACGGAUGAACCCUACCAUUGUGGAGAAAGUUCAAUGCAUGCUAAAAAUGGCAACUCUACCUAAGCCAUUCUGGGGUGAGGCAGUCAACACAGUAGUGUAUCUGAUCAACCGGUCACCUUCAGUUCCUUUGAAUUUUCAAAUCCCGGAGAAAGCUUGGACGGAAAAGGACGUUGGAUACUCUCACUUGAGAGUGUUCGGGUGCAAAGCAUUUAUGCACGUGCCAAAGGAACAGAGAUCAAAGCUGGAUGAUAAAGCCAUUCCAUGCAUUUUUGUUGGAUAUGGUGAUGAGGAGUUUGGCUACAGACUAUGGGACCUACAAAAGAAGAAAACUGUCAGAAGUAGAUAUGUCGUGUUUCAUGAACACGAGAAAAUUAAUGAUUUGAAGGAGGACAAAGCUACAGGAAGCUCUGGAGAGGGUGUAGAAGAUUUAACAUCGGCAAAAACUCCUUCAAGAAAAAUUACAGAUGAAGAAGAGGUGCAAGCACCAGAAGAUGAGACAGAGGAGCCAACAAUUGAAGAAGAUGAAGCAAGUAUAGAUGGGGGAAAUGAUGAGCAGGGGGAGCAACCCCUGCCACAGGAGGAAGAACCUCAGUUGAGAAGGUCCACCAGAGAGCACAAACCAUCUGCAAGAUACCCCAGUUCUGAUUACAUCUUGAUCACUGAAGAGGGGGAGCCGAAGAACUUCCAGGAGGUGCAGUCUCACCAAGACAAAGACUGUUGGAUGAGAGCCAUGCGAGAAGAAAUGAACUCCCUCCACAAGAACAAUACUUAUGAGCUUGUGGAACUUCCCAAAGGAAGAAAAACCUUGAAAAACAAGUGGGUAUUCAAGCUCAAGAAAGAUGGUGACAAGAUAGUCAGAUAUAAGGCUCGAUUGGUGGUAAAGGGCUUCAGUCAGAAAAAGGGGAUUGAUUUUGAUGAAAUAUUUUCCCCAGUGGUAAAGAUGAGCUCGAUUCACGUUGUGCUUGGUCUAGCAGCAAGCAUGAAUCUUGAGCUUGAGCAUUUAGAUGUGAAAACUGCAUUUCUUCAUGGUGACUUGCAUGAGGAAAUUUAUAUGGAUCAGCCAGAAGGUUUUGAAGAACAAGGGAAGGAGCAUAUGGUUUGCAAAUUGAAGAAGAGCUUGUAUGGACUAACGCAAGCUCCAAGACAAUGGUAUAAGAAGUUUGACUCUUUUAUGAUGAGUCAUGGUUACCAAAGAACAAAUGCAUAUCCAUGUGUCUACAUCAGAUUGUUCCUUGAUGGCAACUUCAUUAUCCUUUUGUUAUAUGUUGAUGAUAUGCUAAUUUUGGGACAAGAUGUUGAGAAAAUUUGCAGGUUAAAAGAGGAGUUAUCAAAGUCCUUUGACAUGAAGGACUUGGGACCAGCAAAGCAAAUUCUGGGUAUGGCUAUUACCCGUGAUAGAAAGGCUGGGAAGCUGUGGUUAUCACAGGAAAAGUAUGUUGAACAGUUGCUUGAAAGGUUCAACAUGAAACAUGCUAAGCCAGUUAGCACUCCUCUUGCAAAUCACUUCAAGCUAAGUAAAUGAUCUUGUCCAACUACCAAAGAAGAAAAGGAGAAAUGUCAUCUAUUCCUUAUUCUUCUACAGUCGGUUCACUGAUGUAUGCAAUGGUAUGUACACGGCCAGACAUUGCUCAUGCUGUUGGUGUUGUGAGUAGAUUCUUGUCUGAUCCAGGCAAGAUUCACUGGGAAGCUGUUAAGUGGAUCUUUAGAUAUUUGAGAGGAACUACCAAGUUGUGUUUGACUUUUGGGUAGACUGAACCAAUUCAGGAUACACAGAUGCAGACAUGGCAGGUGACCUUGAUAAUAGAAAAUCUAUUUCAGG